AUUAAAACCAUUGUUAAAAAUGACAACUAGACUUCCCUUCACCAAAAUCAUUCAUAACCCUACCAAGCCUGAACUUGUUUUAGCUAACGGUCACCACUUUUUAGUUUUAAAUACCAGUACGGGUGAAUUGAUCAAGACUUAUCCUCAAGAUGCCAAGGUCGAUCCCGUAACUGACUAUUACCGUUGCAUGUCCUUUAACAAGGACGGUACUUUGUUAGCCACCUCUGGUGAAAACAAGCAAAUUUGUGUUUGGGAUACUCAAGACUGGACUGUCAAAAACACCAAGCCUGCUCAUAAGCGUAUUAAUGCUGUUCAAUUCACAAGCGAUUCUUCUGAAAUUGUCGCCGCUGAUAAGUUUGGUGAUGUCUACAACCAUUCACUAAAGGACGAUACACCCGUCAGUGAAGAUAAGCAACUUCCUAUUUUAGGUCAUGUCUCUAUGGUCACCGACAUGGUUUUAUCUGAAGAUGACAAGUUUGUCGUCACAUCUGAUCGUGAUGAACAUAUUAGAGUGAGUCGUUAUCCCAAUGGUUAUAAUAUCGAGUGUUUCUGUUUAGGUCAUACCGAUGUUGUCACUUGUGUCAGUUUGUUACCUUGGAACAAGAGCAUUUUAGUCUCUGCUGGUGGAGAUGGUGUGGUUCGUGUUUGGGAUUUCCUUAAGGGAAGCCAAAUUCAAGCCAUUGAUUUAAAGGAACAAAUCGAACCUUAUAAGCCCACUGCCGCCGAUGCUAAUUCCAAGGAUGCCAUCAUCAGCUCAUUAUCAUUCGACAACAAAAACAAAUUAGUGGCAGUUGCAUUUGCCAAAUCACCCGCCGUUCUCAUUUUAGCCUGGAAUGAUGAUAAGUUGAGCUAUAAGCAAACAAUUGUGACUGAAUCACCUAUUCUUGAUAUCGCAUUUGAUAACGAAGGUAAGCUUUGGAUGUCUCAUGAUGGUCAACAACUUGUGUCUGUGUACAAUGAAGCAUUCGAAAAGGUGGAUACCAUUGCUGAAAAGAUCAACAACACAGAGGUCUGUCAAGCUGACAAGAUCUUUGAUCUUUAUACUAUCUUUGGUCUUCGUAAGUUCCUUGAUCUCCCUGAAAAUCUCGUUACUGCUUAUGCAGAUGAAGCCAAAUCCAAAAAGAGAAAGACAAAUGCUUAGACAAAAAAAAAAAAAAAAAGGAAAAGGAAAAGGAAAAAAUAG
This is a messenger RNA of Mucor mucedo, 1183 nucleotides long. Its product is annotated as WD40-repeat-containing domain protein. The transcript has 5 exons. NCBI's taxonomy places the organism in Eukaryota, Fungi, Mucoromycota, Mucoromycetes, Mucorales, Mucoraceae. Gene Ontology annotation, cellular component: cytosol; nucleus; tRNA methyltransferase complex. The coding region runs from base 20 to 1141 and encodes 373 amino acids. The record is from RefSeq and is a predicted model, not a curated record. Gene Ontology annotation, biological process: RNA (guanine-N7)-methylation. Gene Ontology annotation, molecular function: protein binding; tRNA (guanine(46)-N7)-methyltransferase activity.